AAACAGAUGCGGAGUCACGUGACCCAUGGUCGGUUUACGAGAUUCAAAAGCGUUCGUUUGCGUUCGACAAUCCGACAGUCGCCAGUCACGAUUAUUGUGAUACGUUGAUCGCUUCGUCAGCUAGUGAGAUGCGCUUAGCGUCGUGAAGCAAACACGAACGACAGAAUCGGAAUCAUCGGCUACCAUGGCAGACAACAACGCCGUUCCAGAAACCACGGACAACACCGCCGAAGUUGGAAAGCGCAGACGAUCUUCGAUCCUGAAAGUCCCAAAGCCCAGCACCGCAGACGCCGACAACAACACCAUCGUCGACGUGACGGAAAGGCGGGCCAGCAAGCGUGUCAGCUUUUCGAACCUUCCCCAAAUCAAGCUCUUUCCAGCUGACACGGCCGAGGCUGGCUCCUCUGUCGCUGAUUCAGGGGGCGAACACGAGCCUGCGGUUGGCACCGAUUGGUCUGGAGCCAUGUCCACCACGGUUGCAAACGACUGCUGCCCGGAAGACACAGCCGACCCCUUUGUGAUCCUCCAGCGCCAAGACAAUGUCGUGCAUUUUCUGAUGACUUUGCCUCCGGUCGAUCCUAGCAAGAAUAGUGGCGGGGCCUUCGACGACAGUCCGCUUGGCACCGAGGUGGCAUCCAGGUACUUCUCUUUGGGUGAAGAGAUGGAGAUGACCUCCAUGGACGCUGCUUCCGUAACUGCUCGGCCCCGUCCAACCGACCAGUCCACCUUGGGGGACGCCACAAACGUCGCUUUUGUCACAGAGGACGUCCCUGCGGCCGAGAGAAGUUUGCAUCGACCUUCUAACCUCAUGGACAUGACUUGUGCGACGGAGACCUCUCUGCGUGUUCCGCCCGCUUCGUCUGCAAGGCACGAUGUCAUGGACAUGACUUGUGCUGCUCGGACAGCUCUGCGUGAACUUCCAUCUGCAUUGUGCGCUUCAGCUGUGCAGAUGGAGAUGACCAACAUCACCGAAACCGGAGUGCUCGGAGCUUCGUCUGUGCACUCUGCUACGAUGGGUCCCAUGGAUAUGAGUUGCGUCGCCAUAACUGGUGCGCUUCUUCCAGGUGAUGGCCAGGAUUCUGUGCCUGCUGAUAGCAAUGUAAUGGACAUGACUCGUCAAAGUAUGGCUCCUGGCAGUUUCUGGGCACAGUCAGUAGCACCGGACCCCACCGACCGUUGCCUUUCGUCAAGUCUCCGAGAGACGUGUACGGCACGCUGUGAGGAGCCAAAACAGCAAAACGAUACUCUCAGAAGAGGGUCUGGCUUUGCCGUGGACAAACUUGAAGGUGCUGUCGGUCAUCUGGGUGGGCUCGGAGACAAUCUUGGAGGUGGGCAAGUCUCCAGAAGUGCCAAAGAGACAGAAGCAGCACCAGGUCUGCGGGGUUCUCUGCACACAGUCUUCGGUGCAUCGCCAGCGAAAGACAUGUGUGAAAGUUUGCGGAGUGGGGUCAAGGCGCUGACACUCGAGGCCUCGCAGACAGACGCUUCUCAACCGUCGUUUCCGUCGGAGUCGGACUCGCUGCCGCCACACGAGAGAACUGGAUUCUACAAGAGCAAAUCCAAGGGGCCGGCUGCAAGCGACGACUCGCUCGAACUGGACACGUCUGGCAUGGAGCAGUCAGCGCCAGACACCACGAUGCUCGUUCGCAAGUCAAUGUUCAUGCGAAACGUGCCGUUCCAGUCGACCAUGAUAGGCGAGGAGUACAGAGAGACCACAAUGCCUGUCCAGGAUGUCUCGAAAUGCACUGUGGAGCACUUGGUCAAGAAAGCCGAAGAGGGCUCGCUUUCGAGAGCAUUCCGGCAGUUGGUCGGAACCAAUUCUGACGCGCAAACCGCGGGCGACAUGGACCUCGAAUUGACUCUUCUGGGCAUGACGGGGAAGUCUACGAUUGGAAAGUCUGCUAGGGCAGCCUCCACACAUACCGUGUUGAUGGAGGACAGCGAUACUCUCCGUCUGCACAGUUUAAAGGUUGGCGGUGCCUUGGAAAUGAGCAUCGAGAAGAGCCACGCAGGAUCCUUGAACCCCGUCGUAAAGGAGCCAAAGGACUGGAAGCUUUUUUGCGAGUCAUCCGGUCAUCAGAUGAGAGCAAGCAGCGUCGCGUUUGCUGACGGAAGCGAUGCUAUGCCGGAGGAUGUGGGCACACCUGCGGCGUUCAGCUCGACAAGUUCGUUUAGGCACCUCGACCACAUCUUCUCUCCCAAGCAACCAGCAUCGCACAUGGAAGAUGCGAGCAGGGUCCUCGGACCAUCUGGAUCAGUGAAGCAGACGAGAUCUGUGCUCGGUAUGUCUGCAAUGGGGAACUUGGAAGGGCGGCGCGGCGAAGUCGCUUGUCCGGUAGAGAGGAGCUGUGAGUCAAUCACCGUCUCGGGCAGAGAGUUAAUUGCUCGCGGAACUGCCCAGCCUGCCGACGUUUCCGCGGAUGUCGCCGACGAAAAGCUCGUGCGGCAGGACAAAUUGGCGGGCGGCUCAAGAAGUGCGUCAAAGUCGCUCAAGGUUGCCAAAGAUGUGGAAAUGGGUGAAAGCGUCCGGCACGUCGGUGAAGCGACCAGGGGCCAAGAAUGCUUGGUGACACACUCGCGGGGUGUGUUGAGGCCGCUAGAAAACUUUGAGACGCAAACUGUUGAAACAACAAUCGCGGUAAUCGACGACACAAUCGAGAAGCGUAACAGAUCUGCGACAAACCAGGCGGGGGCAUCGGAGAAGAUCGUCGGCAUGACGGUGCAGAGUGCCAAGAAGCGGGAAACUGUCCCGCAGCAUAGUGGCAACCAAUCUGAAGAGCCGGGUGAACCGACUGCAGAUGCCGAAAGACGACACGCCGACGUCGCAGUUGGCAGUGCCGAAGAACGUCGGUCCACCGGUGCAGCGGCUUCUCAAACUCCCACUACCGCAAGUGCGACUUCUGACCCGUCUGCAUUGGGUCGUAGGAAAACGUUUGUCAUCUCGAAAGAAAAUGUAGUUUCCUUGUGUGGCAUUGAAAUUGUCCGACAGCGUCCCAGCGAAACCUUCACGCUUGCCAGAGAAAACGUUGCGAGCGCAAUUGACGACCGCGGCGCUUGGAGCAGUCUUGCAAAGGCCCCCGAUGCACAAAUUGACUCUACCGUCAACGAUGCCGCAACUGCUGGUCUAACAGCGGUGGCGUUUGACGAGCCCAAGGACGUCGCUUGCGAGCCAGCAAUGCCAUUAGAAAGGUCCCAGAAACUGCUAGAAUUCGCGCUUCCCGCUUCACCUUUCGUCGAGGAAAUGCUGCUCGACGUUGCCGAGCCAUCCCUCGUGGCCAUCAGCUUUGGUAGCAUGAACGCCGAAGAAGAUUUGCCUCGGACUGCAACACAGCCCGCUCUCUUGAAAGAUUUUGGUUCCAUCUGCGAUUACCCAGACAUCAGCGGCAUUUCUGUGGUGGCUCAAGAAAAGAGUGCGGUCAAGGAGACGCCAAGCACAUCCAGUACUUCGACAUUACGUCCGUGUACGAGGUCGAGGGGUCUUGCCCUAGAGCCGUCCUCCGGGGCGAAGGCAACCUCAACCGGCACGCCGAUGCAAGAAGCCCGGACAACUCGAUCGUCGAAGAAGGUGGCGGGAUCUUCCCAGGGCAUCCUAAAGGUUAAGACAAUGCCAGGUUCGAAUUCAGUUGCACCGGCUUCAAAGAGGUCGCUGCGUCUCGGCAAAGGCCUACAAACCGGACUUUCGCCCUACUCAAAGCUUCCCAAGUUGUCGACUCCUCGGAAGACUAGACUUGCGACUGACUGCGGAAGCACACCUGCUGGACUGCCUUCAGCCUCAAGAUGCGAAAACAAGUCGACAAUGUAUAUGAGCGCGUCGACUACGAAGCAUGUCGGGUCGACUACGAAGCAUGUCGGGUCGACUACGAAGCAUGUCGGGUCGACUACGAAGCAUGUCGGGUCGACUACGAAGCAUGUCGGGUCGACUACAAAGUCUGGACCUUUGUCGACAGAGCAUGGGCAAUCAAGUUCAAAAUCGGCAUCCAAGCUUGUGCCUUCAACCGCAAAGCCUUCCUCUUCAUCGGUGAAGCGUAUGCUGUCGACUGCAAAGUCAGUGUCUGUGUCUUCUCAGAAAGUUGUGCAGCCUGCUACAGCUUCGUCGGCGUCGUCUUCUGUGCCGAAGUCGGACAUUGCGGGCGUUUUCUCGACCAAAAGCUUUGCGGCUUUCGCUUCCUUCUUUGAGGUGUCGCAACUGCCGUCGUUCGACAGCUUUGCCGGGCCGGAUUCCACGGUUUCGUCGCCACCUUCAGCAUCUCAGCCUGCGGGUUCGCAACCAGACCAGGGUGCGGCUGCAGCGGAGACUCCCGAAGUCCCAAUGGAGGUCGCGGAGCCGAGUGACAGGGAGGACGUUUCAGCUGAACUGGACCUGGAGGUGGAUCUGGACGUUGAUGGGAUCAUGGACAGAGUGGACGCCCUGGACGUGAGGCACACACUCUACUGGAGCGUCUCGGAUGAUCAGCUCGAGCGUGAGGUCGCCGCCUUUGACAGCACGCGGAUAGUGUUCAAGGCGUUGAGAGGCAAGAUACUGGUCUACGUUGAGCUCGGCAAAGAAGUCCGGAGGCCGGGAGCAAGGUACCUGUUCACAAACGCGGACGGUGUGAAGGCACGCCGCAACACCAAGCGCAUCUACAACAUCUGGUUCCACUCCGAGCAACCAGCCGACACAGAUUACGCUCCAGUGUACGUGUUUCUGGACAGCGAAUUUCGGAGGAGGGUCGACGAAGGCGAUCUGCGCAGGCGCUACUCUUGCACGGACGACCUCGGCAAGUUGCUGGAGGAGAUCUCUGCCAAGUCGCACAAGCUGACGGCCUUCAUCGAUGAUGUUGUGACUGCCACCCGUCGUUACUUCUUCAGGCUGAAGGACUCGAUUCUCUCCAUUCGGAUCCUUUGCCACAGGAGGCUGCUUUAUUUUUACGUGAACUUCAAGAUUGAUCUCGACACUUACCCCAAUGAGGUGAUGGUGCCGUCUGUCCGCAAUAAUCCAACAUACACCAGCCACAUGCCGCCGGACAAGGCUCAGCGUGUGAUGGCUCGAGUACAGCCAGGUGUCAACUAUAUUUCGAGGAUGCUGAAGGAGCUGCGGGAUUUUAUGGCCAAGUAAUUCACCUGUGAUCAACCCGGUUGAAUCGGCCGGACCUCGUUCAUUUGAUUUUUUUGAUUCCUGUGCUAGCUUUUAAUAUUGUUAUACUUUUCAUAUUCGUUCGCAUGUAUAAUAUAAUCAUCCAACCUUGUUUAUAUUUAUUGUCAAUGCCAGUAAAGGCUGCUCACAUUUUGUUGAAGAUUUUCGCUAUUAAAUGUACAAACUCACUA
Ixodes scapularis (black-legged tick) is the source of this 5304-nucleotide messenger RNA. RefSeq lists its product as uncharacterized. Lineage: Eukaryota; Metazoa; Arthropoda; Arachnida; Ixodida; Ixodidae. Bases 185 to 5095 code for a protein of 1636 amino acids. The record is from RefSeq and is a predicted model, not a curated record. The transcript is spliced from 14 exons.